CCCCGCGGAGCUCGGCCGCUCUGCUCGGCUCGCCGCGCGCCUUCGGGGGCUCCGCGGACCCGCGAGAUGGAGCCAAGAAGGUACGGGCGGUGCUGGCGCCUGCUGUGGCUGCUCUCGGUCUCCACGCUCCUCCUCGCUGUCACCCGGACCCGCGCCGCGGCAGAGUCAGCUUCCCAGGGCCACCUGGACCUCACAGAGCUCAUUGGUGUCCCACUGCCUUCAUCUGUGUCCUUUGUCACGGGCUAUGGUGGCUUUCCGGCCUACAGCUUCGGUCCUGGUGCCAACGUCGGCCGCCCAGCCAGGACCCUCAUCCCACCCACAUUUUUCAGGGACUUCGCCAUCAGCGUCACAGUAAAGCCCAGCAGCACUCGGGGCGGUGCGCUCUUUGCCAUUACUGAUGCCUUCCAGAAGGUCAUCUACCUGGGCCUGCGAUUGUCGGGCGUGGAGGAUGGCCACCAGCAUGUCAUCCUCUACUACACGGAGCCUGGCUCCCGCGUGUCCCACGAGGCUGCUGCCUUCUCGGUGCCCGUGAUGACCCACAAGUGGAACCGCUUUGCCGUGAUUGUCCAGGGCGAGGAAGUGACGCUCCUCAUGGACUGCGAGGAGCACAGCCACAUCCCCUUCCAGCGGUCCUCCCGGGCUUUGGCUUUUGAGCCCAGUGCUGGAAUCUUCGUGGGCAGCGCAGGAGCCACGGGGCUGGAGAGAUUCACUGGCUCCAUACAGCAGCUCACCAUCUUUCCUGACCCCAGGACCCCUGAGGAGCUGUGUGAAGCCGAUGAGUCCUCGGCAUCAGGAGAGGCCAGUGGGCUUCAGGAGACAGACGGAGUAGCUGAGAUCUUAGAAGCCGUCACCUACACUCAAGCCCCGCCUGAAGAACCAAAAGUUACACCGAUAAACACACCUCCCACUUCAUCCUCUCCUUCUGAAGACACGGACCUUUCUGGUGAACCUGUACCUGAGGGGACCCCAGAAACCACCAACUUCAGCAUCGUCCAGCACAGCAGCCCUGAGCAAGGGUCCGGUGAGGUCCUGAAUGACACGCUGGAAGGGAUUCCUACUGUGGAUGGUGCCCCCGUUACUGACCUUGGCUCAGGUGAUGGGGCCUUCCUUGACGUCACUGAAGAAAUGGGUUUAGCAGCAACAGCAGCAGGGGCAGCCGAGGGGCCCACCAGUGCUGCCAGGGAAGCAGAGGCUGGCAGUGUGCCCACUGGGGAGCCAACGCUGUCCAUGUCCACUCAGAGCUCCGGGGAGGAUGUCACUCCAGGUCCAGAUGAUGAGGAAGGUUUAGCAGCGACAGCAGCAGGGGAGGCCGAGUUGCCGGUCAGCACUGCCGGGGAAGCAGAGGCCAGCAGUGUGCCCACUGGGGCGCCAGCCUUCUCCAUGUCCACCCAGAGCCCGGGGGAAGUGGCCACUCCGGGUCCAAACGGUGAAGAAAGCUUUACAAUAGCUGCAGCCGCAACAGAAAUGCCACUCAGCACUUUCGAGGAAGAGGAGGCCAGCGGGGUCCCCACGGAUGGCAUGGCUCCCCUCACAGCCACAGCAGCCCCUGGGCAAUUGGUCACUUCUGUACCUGGCGAUGAAGACUUGCCAGCAGCCACAGCAGAGGGGCCCUUUACCUCAACUAGAGGAGAAGAGUCCCAUGACACUCCGCCUGACGGGCCGCCGCUCCCCAUACCCACGGUGGCCCCUGAGACAGGGGUCACUCUGGCUCAAGGAGUGCAUGUGGGAAUGAAAGGACAGGCUGGGCCCAAAGGAGAAAAGGGUGAUGUGGGGGAGGGGUUUCCUGCCCCCGCUGGACCUUCUGAGCCUGCCAGACCCACGGUGGAAGUGGAGGCUGAGGGCUCCGGCCUGGGCUGGGGCUCAGACAUCAGCUCUGGCUCCGGGCACCUGGCGGGCAGUGAGGAGCUGUUAAGAGGUCCCCCAGGUCCCCCAGGCCCACCUGGCUUGCCUGGGAUUCCAGGAAAGCCAGGAACUGAUGUUUUCAUGGGACCCCCUGGAUCUCCUGGAGAGGAUGGAGCUGCUGGUGAACCUGGGCCCCCGGGCCCUGAAGGACAGCCUGGACUUGAUGGAGCCUCCGGUCUUCCCGGGAUGAAAGGGGAGAAGGGAGCAAGAGGGCCUAAUGGCUCAGUUGGUGAAAAGGGUGACCCCGGUAGCAGAGGCUUACCAGGACCCCAAGGGAAAAACGGACAAGUUGGCACUCCUGGGGUCAUGGGACCCCCAGGGCCUCCUGGCCCACCUGGCCCCCCUGGCCCUGGAUGUGCAACGGGACUUGGAUUUGAGGAUACCGAAGGCUCUGGAAGUAUCAGGCUGCUGAGUGAACCCAGAAUCUCGGGACCAACGGUUUUGAGUGGUCCCAAAGGAGAAAAAGGAGACCGGGGACCCAAGGGCGACAGGGGGAUGGAUGGAGCCAUCAUCGUGGGACCCCCUGGGCCCAGGGGGCCACCUGGACGCAUUGAGGUCUUGUCUAGUGCUUUGAUCAAUAUUACCCGUGGAUCCAUGAAUUUCUCAGACAUUCCUGAGCUCAUGGGGCCUCCGGGGCCCGAUGGUGUGCCUGGGCUGCCAGGAUUUCCAGGCCCAAGAGGACCCAAAGGGGACACUGGUUUUCCUGGAUUUCCAGGACUAAAAGGAGAUCAGGGUGAAAAGGGAGAGCCAGGUGCAGUCCUCACAGGGGACAUUCCUCUGGAAAGGCUGAAGGGGAAAAAGGGUGAACCUGGAGCACAUGGAACCCCAGGACCCAUGGGGCCCAAAGGCCCACCAGGACACAAAGGAGAAUUUGGCCUCCCCGGACGACCUGGCCGCCCAGGACUGAAUGGCCUCAAGGGUGCCAAAGGAGAUCGAGGGAUUAUGAUGCCGGGCCCACCUGGCUUACCUGGUCCUCCAGGCCCCCCUGGAUCACCUGGAGCUGUAAUUAACAUCAAAGGAGCUGUUUUCCCAGUACCCGUCCGGCCACACUGCAAAAUGCCAGUUGAUGCCACUCACCCUGGGAGCCCAGAACUCGUCACCUUUCAUGGUGUUAAAGGAGAGAAAGGAUCCUGGGGUCUUCCUGGCUCAAAAGGAGAAAAAGGUGACCAAGGAGCCCAGGGACCACCAGGUCCUCCAGUUGAUCCAACUUAUCUGAGACAUUUUCUGAACAGCCUAAAGCAAGAGAAUGGACACAGGGGGUUUCAAGGAGAAAAAGGCGACACUAACAGCAACUUCUUUGUGUCUGGGCCUCCAGGCCCCCCAGGAAAUCCAGGCUUGGCUGGCCACAAAGGAGAGACUGUCAUUGGGCCCCAAGGACCCCCAGGUGCCCCUGGCCUGCCUGGGCCACCUGGCUUUGGAAGACCUGGUGUCCCUGGGCCUCCAGGACCCCCGGGGCCACCAGGACCUCCAGCUAUCCUGGGAGCAGCUGUGGCCCUUCCAGGCCCACCUGGCCCUCCAGGACAGCCAGGGCUUCCGGGAUCCAGAAACUUGGUCACAGCAUUCAGCAACAUGAAUGACAUGCUGCAGAAAGCGCAUUUGGUUGUUGAAGGAACAUUUAUCUACCUAAGGGACAGCACAGAGUUUUUCAUUCGUGUCAGAGACGGUUGGAAAAAAUUACAGCUGGGAGAACUGAUCCCCAUUCCUGCCGACAGUCCUCCGCCCCCUGCGCUUUCCAGCAACCUACAUCAACUUCAGCCUCCACUUAACCGUAUUUUAAGUGCCAAUUAUGAGAAGCCUGCUCUUCACUUGGUUGCUCUGAACAUGCCAUUUUCUGGGGACAUCCGAGCUGAUUUUCAGUGCUUCCAGCAGGCCAGGGCCGCAGGGCUGUUGUCCACCUACCGAGCAUUCUUAUCCUCCCAUUUGCAAGAUCUCUCCACAGUUGUGAGGAAGGCAGAGAGAUACAGCCUUCCAAUAGUGAACCUCAAGGGCCAAGAACUUUUUAGUAAUUGGGACUCCAUCUUUUCUGGCAAUGGAGGAGAGUUCAAUACGCAGGUUCCAAUUUACUCCUUUGAUGGCCGAGACGUAAUGACAGAUCCUUCUUGGCCCCAGAAGGUUGUUUGGCAUGGCUCCAGCACCCAUGGCGUUCGUCUUGUGGAUAAGUACUGUGAAGCGUGGCGAACCGCAGACAUGCAGGCCACGGGAUUCGCCUCCCCGCUGAGCACAGGGAAGAUGCUGGACCAGAAAGCAUACAGCUGUGCUAAUAGGCUAAUUGUUCUGUGUAUCGAAAACAGUUUCAUGACAGACGCUAGGAAGUAAUGAUCUUCUGAUGAUUCUUAAAGAGUUUUCCAGUUUUUCUUAUGUGAAGAGUUGACACUGAAAUCUAAAAUGUUUAAAUGUUGUAAAUAUUACAGUUUUUUAUUACACAUUUGUUAUGACAGCAACCAAAGAAAACAUACCUCAAUACACUCAAAACUGAAAACAUAAAGGACUCAGAUCAAAGACAAAAUCUGAUCCAUAUAUUGGUGCUAGACUCUGCGGGAAACCCCAUGCAGUGUGAACACAUCCCAACACAGGUUAAGGGCAAGUUGAAAACAAAGGCCGUGGCAUUCCACUCACUGCAUCCUUCAGAAAGUAAUUUCCUCCUUUUAAGCAUUGUUUUUGAGUGUAAGACGUCCUUGAUGUUUUCUUAUAAAGUCAGUGUUUAGAAACGUUACCCCUUUCUAAGUUAUGUGCAGACCGAAUGCUUUAUUCUAUCACAUACACCCAUCAUUUGCAACUGCUGUUCAUACAAGGAAACAGAACUGCUCAAAUGAUCCUAUUUGUAUUUUCUGAUAUUGCCAGGCUUUAAUGUUUUUUUUCCCCUAAAAUAUUAUUGUCAUCAUGCUUUAGGAUUUUUAUAUUUUUACACAAUCAUAUUUUAGUAUGGCAUCUGUUUAUAUAACUCUGACCUGCUGGAAAAGUUGAAACUCCAAAUUAUCUGAAACUAGAAAAAAAAUAGCACGUAAUUGCUACCUUUCCCUUGGCAGCCCUCCUCCCCACCCCCAACCCCCAUAGUAUGACUUCCGUUUGGCGGUUCUUGAAUUAUAACUGCAGCUGAAACAAACAGGUCCAUAGGGAUGAAUUUUCUGAGAACCAUAUAUCUUCAUGCUGUAUACUUUGAUUUUUUUUUUCAUAAGUGAACAUAAAAACAUCUUUUCCAGGCA
Molecule: messenger RNA, 5105 nt
Organism: Galeopterus variegatus (Sunda flying lemur)
Lineage: Eukaryota; Metazoa; Chordata; Mammalia; Dermoptera; Cynocephalidae
Gene: COL15A1
Product: collagen, type XV, alpha 1
Exons: 42
Coding region: 67-4218 (1383 amino acids)
Cellular component (GO): basement membrane
Source: RefSeq, a predicted model, not a curated record